Messenger RNA from Trichoderma atroviride IMI 206040, 705 nucleotides. RefSeq lists its product as uncharacterized. NCBI's taxonomy places the organism in Eukaryota, Fungi, Ascomycota, Sordariomycetes, Hypocreales, Hypocreaceae. The record is from RefSeq and is a predicted model, not a curated record.
AUGCCAGGCAAAGUCGGUAGCCGUGAAGAGUGGCUUGCCGCUCGCAAAGCUCUUCUCGAGAAAGAAAAGGCAUACACGCACCAAGGCGACGUUCUCGCCGCCGAGCGCCGUGAGCUGCCCAUGGUGAAAAUAGACAAAGAGUAUGUCUUCCACGGCCCCGGCGACAAGGUAGUAUCUCUCAGCGAUCUCUUUGAUGGCCAAGAACAACUCAUCGUCUACCACUUCAUGUUCAACCCCAAGGAUGAUCGUGGAUGCUCUGGCUGCACUCACAUGGGCGAAUCGCUCCCCGACGUGCGCCAUCUCAAGUCCAAAGACACCAACCUCGUUGCCAUCUCCCGCGCCCCGAUAGACAAGAUUGAGGCAUACAAGAACCUCGCUGGAUGGAAAUUCCCAUGGUACUCCAGCGGCGAUUCCGACUUCAACUAUGACUUCCAAGCCACUUUGGAUGAAGCAAUAGCUCCCAAAGAGUACAACUUUGAACCACUCAAAGAGUCUGACCCCAGGUUUAAGCCAUCGUUCAAGGGUGACAUUCCCGGAUUCAGCGUCUUUUUGAAGAAGGACGGCAAUGUGUACCACACGUAUUCGACCUUUAUGAGAGGAGGAGAAAAAGUUCAGCCAACGCUGACUCUGCUGGACAUGACGCCUUUGGGCAGACGACUAGUUUCGCCGGGUGACUUUAAGCUGCGAGAAGAGUAUGGAACCUAG